Molecule: messenger RNA, 1596 nt
Organism: Zygosaccharomyces rouxii
Lineage: Eukaryota; Fungi; Ascomycota; Saccharomycetes; Saccharomycetales; Saccharomycetaceae
Gene: PEX29
Product: Pex29p
Exons: 1
Coding region: 1-1596 (531 amino acids)
Biological process (GO): peroxisome organization
Cellular component (GO): peroxisomal membrane
Source: RefSeq, a predicted model, not a curated record
AUGAGUGUGAAACUGGGUAGUGGGAAACCUAGUGGAUCUAGCUCUGGUGGGGCCACAUCUACUGGUAGUAGCAGUGCUGGUAAUGGUAGUGGCUCAAGUCUCUCUAGUGCUGGUAUCCAAAAACUGCUAACGGACAACCUUGUGGAGAAGAUAAUGAGGAUGGCACUCCCACCAGGGUCAGAUGUUGCUAUAAACAGUUUGGCAAAGAGGAAACAGUUUGCUAAGGAUAGACCUGGUUUGUCUGUCAACACAAUGAGUCGAAAUUUUAGACUGAUGAAUGCUAGAUUAAGUCAGCCCUUUGCUAUACUUGAUGAGAUAAUUGAAGUUUUCAGUUGGGCAAACCCAGCCUACACUAUUUCGAUUAUGUUGAUUUAUACACAUGCAGUUAUGAAACCUUUACCCACACUCACUUCGUUACCCAUAUUUUACCUUCUGUUUGGAGUUAUGGUCCCUCAUUAUCUUUACAUGCAUAAACCCAAUUACUCCAUGUAUUUGGAUGGAAACCCAACACCUGCCCAAGGUCUACCUCUGAGGAAACCUGUGGUACCUAAACCGGUCCCAGAAUUGAGCCAAGAAUUCAUACUAAAUCUGACUGAUCUGCAAAACCACAUGAUGAUAUAUGUCUCUUUCUAUGAUUUCAUAAGUGUGUGGUUGACGAAAUUUGCCUAUUUUACAAAUGAAAAAAUCUCUACUGCUGUAUUUUUCAUACUGUUAGUGGUAGGCUUAAUAAAUGCCCUUUUCCUGGACACUCUGAGCAAACAUCUACCGGUCAAAGGUUUUUUUGUGGCUUUUGGAUGGUUCUUGGCCUUUAUGCUUCAUCCAAAAUUUAGGGAAUGGUUUUUAUCCAGGGUUAAUUCAGAAGAAACAAGACUCAGAGUGUUAACUCUCACCAAUAGAUUUGAAAAUAUCAUUAAUGAACACCUGCGAUACACAGAAGUUAGAGAGAAUAAAUUAGUAUCGGUCUUUGAAAUCCAAAAAUUCUCUGAAAAGGAUAAAUGUUGGGUUUUAGUAGGUUUUUCUAACGAUGAUUACACUUUGUUCUCAGAUUUGCGAAUAGAACAGGAGGACAUUGCACUUCACUGUGCGCCAACUUUAGAAGAAGUUAAACCACCAGUAGAAUGGGAAUGGGUUGAAGCUGAAGACUCAUGGGCAUUAGAUUUAGAACCCAUAGAAUGGGUAGAACAGGGAUUUAUACAAUAUGUCGAUAUCGAUAUGGGUACUAAGUGGGUUUACGAUUUAACUUUGGAAGGUAAGAGAGGUGGAUACCGUAGACGGAUGUGGACUAACGUGUGCGCAAGACAGAUGGAUUACCAUUAUGUCGAUACGAACGGAGAAGAAGAAGAAGUAGUAGAAGAAGACGAUAUGGUCAAUUUAGCUAGGGUAGAAAACUAUUCACACGGCCACCGUAGGGUUAGUAGAGAUUCGAUGUCAGGAUCAUCGACCCAUUCUGAAGAGACUAAACCCGCAAUAGAUAGAAGCGAAUCAAACAAUUCUAUCAACAGCGUGAUUAGCCCUGCAAGUCCAAAGAAACUUCCAAAGGGUGAAUCAUUCAGCGGUCUAGGCAGUCUCACCGAUCUACUAAACAUGACGGUAUAG